This is a messenger RNA of Vigna umbellata (rice bean), 4147 nucleotides long. The record is from RefSeq and is a predicted model, not a curated record. NCBI's taxonomy places the organism in Eukaryota, Viridiplantae, Streptophyta, Magnoliopsida, Fabales, Fabaceae.
AUUGUUAAAUGUUUGCGGUGUGUUAGGCCCAAAACUUUUUGAGAAAGGUACAUAUGAAAUUGGGUUUUUACUGGAGAAAGGAAGGGACUAGGGUUAUCGGAGCGACACGUCGGAGAAAAGACGUGGCGGUGAGUGGGAUGCACCUCUGGUAGCAGGACUCUGGCGUACACGUCAGCGAAGCAUUCCUGAACCAUUGUCGUGUCGUGUGUGUUCCUUAACGUUGCGUUGUCAUUUAUCAUCGUGAGUUUGGGUUUUUGUGUGUGUCUCUCCACCCCUGCUUGAUUCCCUAUUCGAUCGAAUUAGGGGUUUUCUUCUCAUUAAUUUUUCUCUCUGCACGUUCAAAUCCAAUCCAAUGUCUCUCCCUGACUCUCCUGUGCCCGAUGAUAUCGAGACCGAUCCAUCCGAAGAAGAGGAAGAAGUCGAAGAAGAAACAGAGGAGGAGGACGAAGCUGAAGAAGUGGAAGAGGAGGAGAUUGAGGAAGAAGUAGAGGAGGAAGAUUUUGAAGAAGAGGUAGAGGAGGAAGAGGUCGAGGAAGUAGAUGAGGAAGAGGUCGAGGAAGUAGAUGAGGAAGAGGUCGAGGAAGUAGAGGAGGAAGAGGAAGUGGAAGAGACGGAGUUAGAAGAAGAGGAAGACGAAGAGGGAGAGGGAGAACAAGAAGUAGAGGAAGUGGAGGUAGAGGAAGAAGAGAUAGAGGGAGAAGAAGAAGAAGAAGAAGUAGAAGUUGAGGUAGAAGAAGAGGAAGAGGGAGAACAAGAAUUAGAAGAAGGGGAGGAAGAAGUCCAAGAGGAUGAAGGAGAAGAAGAGAAACAAGAACAAGAAGCACUGGAGGAUAAUAAAGAAGACCAACAACAGAAACAAAAAGAAGCAGUGGAGGAGAAGAAGGAAGAGCAACCACAACAACAAGAAGCAGCAGCGAAGGAGAAGAAGGAAGAGCAACGACAGCAACAAGAAGAAGCAGUGGAGGAGAAGAAGAAAGAGCAAGAACAGCAACAAGAAAAAGCUAUGGAGGAGAAGAAGAAAGAACAACAAUUGAAACAAGAAGCAAUAAAAGAGAAAGAGGGACAACAAAAAGAAGCAGUAAGGGAGGACAGAUUGGCGGUGACAGGUUCUCCAUCCGAUGCUGAUUUGAGCCUACAAAUGGAGUCUAAGGAACAAGACAAAAACUUGGGGCCAGAUUAUUCUGUGGCUGAAAACCCUGAAGUAAUUCCACCAUCUAGUGUGCAUUGCAUGGAAGAGACUGAUGCCAUGCUCAAAAUAUCUGUUCCUUCAUGUGAGAUACUGACAUUGAGAAAGGAAGAGCUUCACCUGAAAUAUGACAUUUCAAGUCAUUCGAAAUCUAGAGAAAAUCUGACUAAUGUUGAAAAUUGUAGAAGUCAAGGACUAGAAGUUGAUGUUGAAAAUGCUGGAUCCCUUCUACAGAAGGAAACACAGGGUGGAUACAGUGAGUUAGGUUGCAAUAGCAAGGCUAAUUUAUGUGAUGAUAAUGAUAUUGAUUCCAGGGUCAGGGCCACCAAGUCAUCUAGUGAUACUGGACAAGUUAUGGUCAAUUGCCUGCUUCCAAAAGAUUGUAUUGUUGAGGAUGCUAGUGGUGGUCAGAGUUCUAGGAACAAUAUCAAGCAGUUAGAGAGGGAGGAGUCAAGGGAUGAUAUGAAGCAAACACUGUCAAGGACUAGAAGUAUGUCUCCCAGUGCUGAGAUUAAAAACACAAACAAACGACCAAAAAUUAUAUGUGAUUUUUUUGCUAAAGGAUGGUGUAUCAGAGGUAGUUCUUGUAGCUUUCUUCAUAUAAAAGAUACUGUGGAUAAGACAGAUCAGGAGGCUGAAGCUGACUUAGUUACUGCUCAUCAGAAGAGAAAAUUGAAAGUGGAAGAAGGUGUUAAGGACAAUGUUCAGAGAAUAAGGAUGAAUGAGCAAGAACAAACUCCUAGUUGGCAUCCAUCUCAAGAAAAACAGAACUUUACGCUGAGGGACAACUUGUUUCCAGAGAAUAGAUUUGCAUUUAGUUCAACAAGCAAUUAUUUCAACCUAAAUCAGGAUGGAAUGACUACUCUUCGGAACCAACAUAUAUACAAAGGACAUGCUUCCACUCUUUUGAACCAUUCACCAAAUUCAAGCCUGGUUACUCAAUUUCCAUCUUCAAGUAUGUCACUCUCUCACCGGAUUUCUUCUCAAUCAGCAUGCUCAUUGCCUUUUAGUUCAUCUUUGGGGGCUGGUACCCAAAAGAUUUUGAGCACUGAUAAAGAAUAUCUCACAUUUAAGUCCACUUUCUCUGGUUCAGGGCGGGAGGAUUUUCGUCUAGUUAGUUCUUCCAGCGUUCCAUCUUAUCCCACUGGAUAUAAAUCAAAACUCUGUUCUUAUGAUUGGGAACCUUCUGUGCCCUUCCGGCCUUCCUUUUUUAUUACUCCCAUGAAUGUAUCAUCUCCUGGAGAUCUUUAUGAUCCUCUUCGCGAUAGCAUUGAGAUACCUAAUAUAGGGGAUGGGUCUUUGAAGGCUUCCCUUUUAAUUCAAGGAUCUAACGUACUGGCUUCAUCACAGGCUCCGAUUUAUGGUGAUUCUGCUGUGAUUGGGAAAUACACGUCCAGUGUUAAUGAUGACAAAAGUUCUGUAUCUUCUCAUAAUAAACUUUAUGAAAAUGAGCCAAACAAAAACUCUGUUCCUCAUGAAAAGAAUACUGAAACAGAGAUAACGUCAGGAACUUGUGUAAACUAUCAAAAUGGUAAAAUUGGCACGGGACAAAAUACCUUAGGUGUUGCAGAUAGUACAAAAAAGGAGAGAGAAAUGACUGAGCAUGAUGCUAGACGACAUGGUGAAGGAUCAGGGCACAAAACAAAGAGAGGAGACAGGGAUAAGAAAAAUCAUGAAAUAGAUGUUGACUUUCAGAUGGAUGGCACCAUGCAGAAGGAACCAAAGGCACUAAAAAUGUUACGUGCAGCUCUUGUUGAUCAUGUAAAAGAGUUGUUAAAACCAGUUUGGCAUGAGGGUCGUCUUAGCAAGGAUGCACAUAUUAUGAUAGUCAGAAAAUCAGUUGACAAGGUUGUUAGCACCAUAGAGCCCCAUCAGAUUGCUACCAUAGAUACUGCCAAGCAAUAUGUUUCUUCAAGUCGGGCAAAAAUUGCAAAGCUGGUCAAUGGAUAUGUCAACAAAUAUGGCAAAUCUUGAUAUGCAAGCCAAAACACUUUUUUGUACAGUUCCUGAUCAAUUGCCUGGUCGUAGUUCAUGAAAAGUUCUGUCUGAGGCUCUAUUUUUCAUAAAGAAGGCAAAGAACACUGCAAGCCGGGAAGAUCUAUGAAAUCUGACUGCAACAACGUAAUAGAGAAUGUGUCUGUUGACAGCAUGCAGUGAUAGCUAUGUCUUGGAUACCAAUGCCAAGAGCAGACUGCAAAGACUUGAGGAACUGGGUGGAUUUGUGAUCAAAAUCUGAUUUGUUUGGAUGGCGAGUUCUUGUGGCCGAAGUUGACCAAUGGAAAUAAGCUUGUCAGCUGGAGUGAUCUUGAUUGAAUGGCAGCAGAAUUCAAGUUUGCUAUAGUGCUUGCAAAUUCAAAUUCGGGGUCAUGCUUGCUGACCACGUAGUGUCAGCCCGGUUAGGAGAAGGGGGCUUUGGUUGAUGGUCUUGAAUAGAAGAAACAAGGCCACAAAAAGAGAUCGAGUCCAAUGAAUAUGCAAUGCUAUCAUACGCAACAUUGGAGGUGACCUUGUUUCCUUCCAUUGAUUUGUAACCUAGACGGCUAUGUUGGAUGAAACCUUGUAUAUUUAUGCAGAAACUCGCCAGACUUUGGGACCUCACUUUAAUUCAGUUGGAAUGUGGUAUGCCGGGUCGAAAUUGUUAUUGGUAUUGGCGUUGGGGAUACGCCAAUACGCAUAUUUAAUUUUAGGGGUAUUUCCUGAGAAGUUAACAUGUUGGAUCAAGAAAGAAUGAUAAAUCAUAAUUGGUGAACAUAGAUAACGUUACACAGGGGGCAUGAUCUGUACAUUAUCUUUUAUCAACAUUCUUUGAUGCAAUACGUUGCUAAUUGAACUUAAGUUUGUGUAUGAAGUUUGUCAUCUUUAGUUCGAGGUUUGUAACAUCUUCCAGUUGGCCCGUAUAGAUGGCAGGUGUUGGAUACAUUGAGGAGUCUGAAUUGCCUAUAUUGGUGGAUAUUUCCAAGA